AUGGCGCAGGCUCACAUAGCCUCGACGUACGAGGCGUACCCGCGGGCAGACGGGGCGGAGCACGUGGCGCGGGCGACGCGGACACACCGGCAGGGGCGUUUCGAGAUCGCGACGCGGAAGCUGCCCAUCUCGAAGGCGGAGCCGAUCGACGCGAUGGAGCGGGAGCUCGGGAUCCCGGUGCCGGAAAUGAUCUUCGGCGAGAACGCGGUGGCGGUGCGGCACGCGCCGACGGGUUGGGCCAUCGAGUUCACGGCGCGCGACGCGCUCGCUGCCGUCGACAAGACCGGCCGCGACAUGCUGCGCGUCGCCUAUGCCUCCGAGUGGUCCGCCAGCCGCGAGCAGACCAGCGCCGGCAUCCGCGACGUCGUCAAGCCCUACGACUGGAGCUACAGCACCACCUACCGCGGCACCGUGCACCUCGGCCGCCCCGGCCCGCCGCCGCCGGCUCCCUCCACCCCUCCCCAGGACGAGCACGAGAAUAACGGGAGCGGGGGCCGGGAAAACGGCGAGAACCAGACGUCUGCGCCGUUAUUUCUCAUCCCGCCACCGCCACCGCCACCGCCAGCCGCAACGCCCGUCACAGCACCCGCGGCGAGACAGUUCGCGCCAACGACGCGGGGGAUCCCGAUCGAACUGCUGAAGCGGCGGGACCCGAUCCUGUUCUUCGACGAGGUGAUGCUGUACGAGAGCGAGCUGGACGACAAUGGUAUCAGCAUACUGAGCGCCAAGGUACGCGUGCACGAGCGCCGCAUGCUGCUACUCUGCCGCCUCUUCAUGCGCCUUGACGGCGUCGUCGUCCGUGUCCGCGACACUCGUAUCUACGUCGACUUCGAGACCGAGGAGGUUAUCCGCGAGUACACUGUCAAGGAGCUCGCAUUCGAAGAGGUAAAGAGGAAACUGCUAAUGACCGGACUGACGCCCGACGGCGUCACGAUCGCGCUACGUGAUGCAAAUAGGAUCGCCGAGCUGGUUCCCACCAUCGAACAGACUCUCGAGAGCGUCUCGUUAAAGUCCUAG
Messenger RNA from Durotheca rogersii, 1017 nucleotides. Its product is annotated as TIP41-domain-containing protein. The transcript is spliced from 2 exons. Gene Ontology annotation, biological process: TOR signaling. Gene Ontology annotation, cellular component: cytosol. The record is from RefSeq and is a predicted model, not a curated record. The coding region runs from base 1 to 1017 and encodes 338 amino acids. Lineage: Eukaryota; Fungi; Ascomycota; Sordariomycetes; Xylariales; Xylariaceae.